GUUGAAAAAUGGUCACCCAUAUUUGACAUCUGGUUGGAACAACUCUUCCGGAACAAAGAGAGAGCAGCCCCCCUCUGUAUCAUUUCAGAAGUUCACUUCAAGGACUCUGAUGCCAGCUCCUGCUGCAAGAAGGUCUAUCCCAAAUGGUGCUCCAUGUGCUUUGUCUCAGACUCCUGUUCACAACUCCAGUACAGACAGAUCAUCUGCUUCACUGCUUCUGCGAUCUCGCAUGCAUUUGGGCAGUCACAACACAAAGAAGGCAUUUCAAAACUCUGUUCAUAAAACAUACUCUGGGGACCUCCUGGACAGACAUUCAGCCUACUUUACAGAAAAGAAGCAAUGUUUUAGCCCUCGGAUCUUAAAGACAUCACAUCAAUCUUUUCUUAUGAAGUAUAGGUAUUAUAAUCCUCCUUCAAGAAAAAGGAGCUCCUCCCCUAGCAGACCACCAUUUAAAUCAUCAGACAUCAGUAACGAAAAGAAAAGCGAGUUGCACAGAUUUUUAGAAGAUUCACACGUGAGACCCCAUUCUGUUCACUUCUCUCAACAGCCAGUUGAGGUUGGUGUACUCAGUGUGUUACAAAGUAAAAAGAGUGAAGCAUACUGUUCAUACACAAAAGUGUCCUGGUUACGUGGAAAUGAAAUGGAUAAUGGAUUCAUUGGCUUUGCUGAAUAUAUGUAA
This is a messenger RNA of Pipra filicauda (Wire-tailed manakin), 679 nucleotides long. Its product is annotated as spermatogenesis-associated protein 7 homolog. Gene Ontology annotation, biological process: microtubule cytoskeleton organization. The coding region runs from base 110 to 679 and encodes 189 amino acids. NCBI's taxonomy places the organism in Eukaryota, Metazoa, Chordata, Aves, Passeriformes, Pipridae. The record is from RefSeq and is a predicted model, not a curated record. The transcript has 2 exons. Gene Ontology annotation, cellular component: ciliary basal body; axoneme.